UUCACUCUCAGUGAUGACCAACAACACAGUUUCCGACCCCGAAUUUCUCUUCUCAUCUUCUCCAUCCCACCAGAUCAUCACAAACUUUGCUUCUUCUCCUAGUCCUGAUGCCAACUACCAUCAAAAUCCCCGCAAAAAACGGUCCAAAAUGAUCAAGAUUGAUCCCAGUUCUAUUCCAUCUUGUUCCACUAGUGUUUCUAGGCCAAAAUAUGCCAAGAAACCUGACCCUGGUGCACCACAUAUCACCAGGCCUUGCAGUGAGUGUGGCAAGAAGUUUUGGUCCUGGAAGGCACUUUUUGGGCACAUGAGGUGCCACCCUGAGCGCCAGUGGCGGGGCAUUAACCCUCCCCCGAAUUUUCGCAGGCCAGUUUCACCGGUUAGAGACAUAAGCAACGGUUUGAGCACAAUGACAGUGGCUGACCAUGAGGUUGCAGCAUGUCUUUUGAUGUUGGCUAAUGGUGACCAGGGUGAUCAAUGUGGUACUUCCAGUCCUUCACAGGUGCUUCUUCUUCAAGACAAUGAUGUCAACAUGGGGAGUUUGAGUUGCACAAGGUUCGAAUGCAAUAGUUGCAAGAAAGUGUUCGGUUCCCACCAGGCCCUAGGAGGACACAGGGCUAGCCAUAAGAAUGUGAAGGGGUGUUUUGCCAUAACAAGAAGCGAUGGAUGCGAGAUCGAUCAGGAUCAAAUUGUGGAGGAUGAAGACAAGAAGAUGAUGAUGUAUUUGGGGCACCAGUGUAGUAUUUGUUUGAGGGUGUUUUCAAGUGGACAGGCACUUGGUGGACACAAGAGGUGUCACUGGGAGAAAUGUGAUGAUCCAUCACAAAAUCAAGGCCUUAAUAAUCUUCUGGACCUCAAUUUGCCUGCCCCAGUUGAAGAUGAUUCUGCCUCUUCUUCUUAUUCUUCAAGCCUCACUCUAGACUUGAGGUUGGGCCUUUGA
Messenger RNA from Pistacia vera, 937 nucleotides. RefSeq names its product zinc finger protein ZAT3. Lineage: Eukaryota; Viridiplantae; Streptophyta; Magnoliopsida; Sapindales; Anacardiaceae. Bases 14 to 937 code for a protein of 307 amino acids. The transcript has a single exon. The record is from RefSeq and is a predicted model, not a curated record.